This is a messenger RNA of Cryptococcus amylolentus CBS 6039, 936 nucleotides long. RefSeq lists its product as hypothetical. Gene Ontology annotation, biological process: protein transport. The record is from RefSeq and is a predicted model, not a curated record. Gene Ontology annotation, cellular component: lysosomal membrane. Gene Ontology annotation, molecular function: GTP binding; GTPase activity. The transcript is spliced from 7 exons. The coding region runs from base 258 to 806 and encodes 182 amino acids. Lineage: Eukaryota; Fungi; Basidiomycota; Tremellomycetes; Tremellales; Cryptococcaceae.
CAACGGAUCAGCGACGAUUUAGAAAUAUCCUUUUAUAUUCCUAGAGACCCACUUUCUCGCACUCAGCAAGUCUUUACUCGACUCAAAUCUUCGCUUCGCAUUCGACGGUCAAGUCUACGACAUCAAGAGACGCUCAGCACGGUUCCGCCACCGAUAGCACGCUAUACAUCGAUCGCCCUCGGUCAUUCCCAUUUCGUCUCCUCGGAACACUUACGACAGCCUAGUCUGAAGACCAAGAACUCUCAGAAGUAGUCGAUAUGGCAGGGGUAUUCCUGAACCUGUUCAAUUGGCUCAGAUCGCUGUUCUUUGCCAAGCAUCUGGAAGUUACAAUCGUGGGAUUACAGGCUAGUGGAAAGACAUCAUUGGUAAAUGUGCUAGGAUCUAACCAAUGGUCGGAAGACGUGGUUCCGACGGUGGCUUUCAAUCUUCGGCAAGUGCGGAAAGGCAAUGUGACCAUGAAAGUCUGGGAUGUAGCUGGGCAACCAAAGUUUAGGGGAAUGUGGGAUCGAUACUGUCGGGGAGCGGACGCCAUCAUAUAUGUGGUAGAUGCAGCAGACCGCAACUCCAUCCCGACAGCCACAUCCGAGCUCCACGCCCUUCUUUCACUUCCCUCUCUCCAAUCAGUCCCAUUACUAGUCCUCGCUAACAAGAACGAUCUGGAAGCAGCUUUAGGGGUUGACGAGUUGAUCAAGGAAAUGCGGCUGGGGGAAAUAGGCGGCAGGGUCGUUUCGUGCUACUCUACAAGUAACAAGACGAAGCACAACCUCGACAUUGUGCUCGCCUGGCUCACUCAGAGGGCUCAUUGAGCGCUUUCAUCUCACCUCUCCUGUUUAUCUCAGCAUCGCGACUCAUUUGCUUGGACUUCUCGUUUUCUUGAAUUGGGGUGGCUGUGAAGAUUUGCUACUGUUGUAUGCAUAAGCCUUGUUCAUUUGCGAA